Molecule: messenger RNA, 1753 nt
Organism: Theobroma umbraticum
Lineage: Eukaryota; Viridiplantae; Streptophyta; Magnoliopsida; Malvales; Malvaceae
Product: vacuolar cation/proton exchanger 3-like
Biological process (GO): calcium ion transmembrane transport; intracellular calcium ion homeostasis
Cellular component (GO): plant-type vacuole membrane
Molecular function (GO): calcium:proton antiporter activity
Source: RefSeq, a predicted model, not a curated record
CUUUGCUUUAUUUCUCUUAGUUUUGGUAAGAGAAAAUACAUUGUGACAAAGCAACAAGCUAAGCUAAGCUAGUUGUUGGUGGUCGUGCGGGAAUAAAGCUAGCUGUAAUUGCACCCUUGCACUAAUGGACUCAGGGUCAGGGGAGCUUUCUCACAUGGAGAAUGGAGACUCCAAGGCCUUGAUGGGCAAGGAAUUAUGGAAUGGAAGGACAGCCCAAAGCAUGUCGACUUUGCUUAUGCGUAAGAAAUCCGAUCCAAUGCUGGUGUCAAGAGUUCGGUUUCAGAUGCUUAGACAGCUCCUAGCCAAUUUGCAAGAGGUCAUUCUUGGUACUAAGCUUGCUGUGCUCUUCCCUGCCAUCCCUUUAGCCAUUGCUGCUGAUUUCUACAAGUUUGGACGACCUUGGAUAUUUGCUUUGAGUUUGCUUGGUCUCACCCCGCUUGCUGAGCGUGUCAGCUUCCUCACUGAACAAAUUGCAUACUAUACCGGUCCCACAGUUGGAGGGCUCCUGAAUGCAACUUGUGGUAAUGCAACAGAGCUGAUAAUAGCUUUAUUUGCUCUCUACCAAAGCAAAAUACAUGUUCUCAAGUACUCUCUCUUGGGUUCCAUUCUCUCAAACCUCCUCCUUGUUCUUGGCACCUCUCUCCUUUGUGGAGGCCUAGCCAACCUGAAAAAGGAGCAAAGAUAUGAUAGAAAGCAGGCUGAUGUGAACUCUCUGCUGCUGUUACUGGGAUUGCUUUGCCACAUGUUGCCGUUGAUGUUUAGAUACGCGGCAGCGCCAGGCAUUUUCAUUGCUGACUCUACUCUUCAGCUGUCGAGAGCGAGUAGCAUCGUCAUGCUUGUCGCUUAUAUUGGCUAUAUCUUCUUCCAGCUUAAAACUCAUAGGCAGAUUUUCGAGUCUCAAGAGGAAGACGAAGAUGAAGAAAAGGCAGUGAUAGGAUUUUGGAGUGCAUUUAGCUGGUUGGUUGGUAUGACACUCAUCAUCGCUUUGCUAUCUGAGUACGUUGUGGGCACAAUUGAGGCUGCAUCAGAAUCUUGGGGCAUUUCCAUUAGCUUUAUCAGCAUAAUUUUGAUACCCAUUGUGGGGAAUGCUGCUGAACACGCUGGAGCAAUCAUAUUCGCUUUUAAGAACAAGUUGGACAUAUCUCUGGGUGUUGCUUUGGGUUCUGCAACUCAAAUUUCUAUGUUUGCAGUUCCCUUAUGUGUCGUAGUUGGCUGGGUAAUGAGAAUCCAAAUGGAUCUUGAUUUCAGUCUGCUUGAAACUGGUUGUCUAGCCUUAACAAUAAUUGUCGUAGCCUUCACUUUACAGGAUGGAACUUCACAUUACAUGAAAGGAAUAGUUCUUUGCCUUUGUUACACAGCCAUUGCCGCAUGCUUUUUUGUUCAUAAAAUUCCAGCCCCGUUGGAUCAAACUAAUGUCAACGUGGGACUCAAACCAUCAUCUGGAUUCUCAGCCUAGCCAGCAUCGCCUUUUCCGGCGGGGGGCUCUCUAACGGACCCCCAAGUCAAGGACAUUGCAGUCAUCCAUUUUCCCAACCCCAUGACAAAUAUUUUCAUUUCCAUUUUGUUAGAAAGAGGACCUUGGUGGAGAUUUGAGCACUGAGAAAGAGUGUUGCAGCAGCCAUGAAAUGUUUGAGGCCAUUUUCAAGUUAAAUAUGUGAGAAGAAACCCACUUCUCAUUUGAGAAUGUUUGUAGAUAAACUCUGUUCCUGUGAUUUCCAUAAUAAGGUUUUUCUCUCUGAUUUUAAAUUUUUAA